ACAUUUUUCAAAUCUUGUUCGUUAAGCUCAGGAGCUGAGCUGACAGCUGAGACGAUCGCCGUUUCAGCUCGAUAUAUCGCUAGACCUCUCCUAGCAGCGCUUCUUCCUCCAAGAACAAGAACCGAGCUAGACCGAUUGCUGAUAUGCCAGCCAUGGUUGUGGAGGCAGCGGCGGCGGCGACGACGACAGGCGGGCGGUACGCGCUGCUGAUGGCGGCGCACGACUCGGAGUACGUGCUGAAGAAGUACGGCGGGUACCUCCACGUCUUCGUGGCGGCGUUCGGCGACGCCGGCGAGACGUGGGACCUGUACCGUGCAAUCGACGGCGAGCUCCCGGCGCCCGACGAGGUGCAGUGCUACGACGGGUUCGUGAUCAGCGGCAGCCCGCACGACGCGUACGCCGACGACCUGUGGAUCCUGCGGCUGUGCCGCCUGGUGCGGGCGCUGCACGGCAUGCGCAAGCGCGUCCUCGGCGUCUGCUUCGGCCACCAGGUGAUCUGCCGCGCGCUCGGGGGUCGCGUCGGCAAGGCCCGCGCCGGGUGGGACGUCGGCGUCAGGGAGGUGGCCAUCGCGGAGGCGCCGGCGCCGGCGCUGCCGCCGCGCAGGUUCCUCGACGCGCUGCGGGAGUGUGACCAGCUGCCGCCCCGCGCCAAGAUCACCGAGGUGCAUCAGGACGAGGUGUGGGAGGUGCCGGAGGGCGCGGAGGUGCUGGCCUCCUCGGACAAGACCGGCGUCGAGAUGUUCUGCGUCGGCGAACACAUGCUGGGCAUCCAGGGGCACCCGGAGUACACCAAGGACAUCCUCCUCAGCCUCGUCGACCGCCUCCUCGCCGCCGGAUCCAUCACCAUUCCCUUUGCUGAGGCCGUGAAGUGGCAGGUGGAGACCACUGCGCCGGACCGGGAGUUCUGGUUGAAGCUCUGCAAGAGCUUCCUCAAGGCUCGUGAACCAUAGAGUAUUAGAGUUUGCACACUAUGGUGUGACCUACGAAUAAAAUGGUUGUAAAUCUUCUUUUUGAACAAAUAAAUAUCUUUCGGCUCAAAUA
Sorghum bicolor (sorghum) is the source of this 1041-nucleotide messenger RNA. RefSeq names its product gamma-glutamyl peptidase 3. The transcript is spliced from 3 exons. The record is from RefSeq and is a predicted model, not a curated record. Gene Ontology annotation, cellular component: cytosol. The coding region runs from base 144 to 950 and encodes 268 amino acids. NCBI's taxonomy places the organism in Eukaryota, Viridiplantae, Streptophyta, Magnoliopsida, Poales, Poaceae.